Rubroshorea leprosula is the source of this 559-nucleotide messenger RNA. Lineage: Eukaryota; Viridiplantae; Streptophyta; Magnoliopsida; Malvales; Dipterocarpaceae. The record is from the annotation of a GenBank genome assembly.
UGGUUACACUUGUUGGCAUGCUAUAAGUUUAAUUGACUACUACUGAACUUUGUUCUGCAUAAUGGUUAUCAUUGAGCAUUCCGUUAUGUUUAAACUGUUUAUUUGAAAUGCUUAAAUUUUACCCACCGGCUAUCCAUACAUUUACUUACUGAGUUUAUCUCAUAGUUUUUCCUUGUCCACCAUUUCAGGAAGCGAAACCAAAGACGGGGAAACCGAGGGGAGUGACGAGGUAGAAGGCUAGCCAUUCCAAUUGGAUAUAAGUUUUAGAUUUUAUCAUCCUUUUGUAAGUUAGAUUUUAUUCUUGAGAUUUGUGAUUUGAAUAAGUUCCGAGCCUUGUGCAUUUGUGGGACCCGUCUCACGAGUGUACGGCGUCUGUCGCGCCUCGAAUUCGGGUUCUGGGGCGUGACACCACUGUAGCAGCAGUACUUAAUUCACGAAAGCCUAAAUGCGUGCUGUUUCAAAAUCAUAUCAAUGAUUAUGUAUAUAUGUAUAUAUAUAUAUAUAUGUAUGUAUUGGAGAUGGGGAUUUCAAUAUCAAUCAAUAAUAGUAGGGGCCAUUA